Pyrus x bretschneideri (Chinese white pear) is the source of this 2907-nucleotide messenger RNA. Its product is annotated as myb-related protein 308-like. Bases 1908 to 2771 code for a protein of 287 amino acids. The transcript has 2 exons. The record is from RefSeq and is a predicted model, not a curated record. NCBI's taxonomy places the organism in Eukaryota, Viridiplantae, Streptophyta, Magnoliopsida, Rosales, Rosaceae.
AUGUACCAAAAUGUAUUAUAUUGAAUCAAUGUACCUAAAUGUCAAUACUGAAAUGUAUGUAUGUAUCAAAAUGUAUGUACCGAAAUAUAGUAUAUUGAAUUAAUGUACCUAAAAGUCAAUACUCAAAUGAGAGGUAUUGAGUUUGAAUCUCGUGGAUGGCGAAUUUGAUACCAAAUUAAAUUGUUCAUUGUGUGGCUUAGCCGAACCCCCUCACCUUAGUCUAAAAUAUAUCGUUGUACUUACAAAAAAAAAAAAAAUAAAUAAAAUAAACUCAAAUGUGUGUACCAAAAUGUACAUACCGAAAUACAUGUAUAUGUCUGUAUCAAUAGAUAUACCGAAAUAUUCAAAUGUAUUAAUGUACCUAAAUGAAGAACAUACAAAAUUGUUAUCGGACUAUAUAUUAUAAAAAAAUUAGUUGCCUAAAUGUAGGAAUUAAAAUAUAUUAUGAUAAAUGAAAUGAAAAUUAAAUUUAAAUGUAAUUAAUACAUUAAAAGAGGAAUAAAAAGUUAAAUAAAACAUCAAAAUAUAACUAAUAAAUGAGAGGAUUUAAUGUACUAGGGACUAGAAUUGGAUUUUAAUCUUACACAAGGUUAUAGUCUAAAAUUCAUCUUUUUUAAGGAUUAAAAUGAAGUUUUUUUAUUGAUUUAACAAGAUUCUUUCUUUCCAUUUAAGCUUGAUAUUUACCACAAAAAGAUGAAGAGCUUGAGAUUGUCGGUUCGCAGUGAAAGGGUGAAGGAAGAUGAAAAUAGAAGAUAGAAAAGAGCGUCCAAACUAAUAGUAAAUGAUAUUUUUUUUAUUUUUUAUAUUCUUUCUAUAGUGGGCCCAGAUUGAAUACAAAUGAGUAAUGCUGAGUAGACUAAAUUUGUAGAUAAAUUUUUUUAAACUAAAUGACAAGAAAGUAAAAUGUUGGAUUAUUAUUUAAGCGUUGAUAAACGUACUCAUUUCUAUUAGUUACACAUCAUUGAGUUUGUAAAUGUUGUAUACAAAUUUAGUCUCUAGAGCAUUACCUGAUAGUACAAAUGAUGGUACAACUAAAUGUUAAGAAUAUCAUUUCCGCAUAAAAAAUGUUAAGGAGACUUUCUCAAAAAUGGUACUCUCAAUGGACUCUGCCAACGCACAGUUUAAGAUCAAUUUUAUGCCAAUAUUAUGCUUAAAACAUGAGGUGGCAAAGAAUCCACGGAAAGUCCAACUUUUGAGAGGGGCUUCUUAGCAUUUUUUUGGUUCACAUUGGACCGAUAUGUUUAUUAUUUUAAUGCAACUUAACAUUUAUAAAUGAGUAUUGCUAUGUAGACCAAUUUUUUAGAUCAAAAAUUCCAAAUCAUGUAAUAUGACACCAAUAAAAAAUAAGCACAUUAAUCAAUACGUAAGUAAUAAUCUAUUCGUCAAUUUAUGAAUUUUAGUCUAAAAAGUUGGUCACCCUAACAUUAUACCCUUUAUAAAUCUCAUUGGACGGAUCCAUAUUAGAUAUUUUUUAUCUUAUAUAUUGUUAGAUAAAUGAUCACAUUAGACUUAUGUCGUCAAAUAAAAAUUAUAUUCGAAGAUUAAUGAUCAAAUUCAGACCACACGUUUAGAUAAAAAUCAACUUGAACAAUGAUUUUGAUUAUAGCCUAGUAACACAGUCAACUUAUAAUGUUUAUGUUGCUUGGUAGAUAGUAAGAGAUUUACAUUUUCCUGUAUGAAAAUAACACCUAUAAAAUUAUAAUUUUUCUGACAAGUCUCUAUCUAUUACUCCUUGACACACGUUAGCACCCCAACAAAUAAAAAAGGGAUACAAGGUGUAAGAAUCCUUUGUGCUCUACAGAGUUUCAGAGCCCUCUUGUUUCCGGUGCUUUCCCUCUUAAUUCCACACCACUUCUUAUUAUUUAUAUUCUUGAGAUAGAAGGAUAUCUAGCUGGAUAUAGUUAGUCAUGGGAAGGGCUCCUUGUUGUUCUAAGGUUGGUUUGAAUAGAGGUCCAUGGAGUAACAGAGAAGACACAUUACUCACCCAGUAUAUUGAAGCUCAUGGAGAAGGCCAAUGGAGAUCCUUGCCAGAAAAAGCUGGCUUCCUCAGGUGUGGAAAGAGUUGCAGGCUAAGGUGGAUGAACUAUCUAAAACCAGACAUAAAGAGAGGCAACAUAACCUCCGAUGAAGAUGACCUAAUUAUCAGACUACAUUCAUUACUUGGCAACCGUUGGUCUCUCAUUGCCGGUAGGCUUCCAGGUCGAACUGAUAACGAGAUCAAGAACUACUGGAACACCAAUCUUAGCAAAAGACUCAUAAGUGAAGGAACCGACCCAAACACCCACAAAAAAUUAUCUGAGCCGAUAGCCAAAGAAAAUAAAAGGAGAGAGAACCAAAGUUGCAAGAACAGAAACAAUAAGAAGGAAAUGGUAAAGGUGAUGAUGAAAAGCAAGACGAAAAUAGGCCAACAUGUGGAGCCACAAAAGCCUAAAGUUCAUCUCCCAAAACCCACUAGGAUUACUUCCUUUUUAUCCCUACCAAGAAAUGACAGUUCUACUAGCAGCACUACAGUUACUCCUGCGUCUUCAAUCCAAGAUUUAAACGGAGGAGAAGGAGGAGCUUUCGGUGUUAAUCCAUGGUGUAAUAAUGGGGUUGUGCUUUGUGUUGGUGAUCCAGAUCAAGAUCCUAUCAAUUCUUCAGCUGAUGGCGGCGAUGAUCACACACUUGAAAAUCUUUAUGAAGAAUAUCUACAGGCGCUUCUGACAGACCAUCAUCACGAUCAUCAAAAUCAACUUGAAUUAGACUCAUUUGCCGACUCACUGUUAAUCUGAAAAAGAUAUACCCAAUGAGUAAAUUAAGUAUUAGUAUAAGAUAGAUAAAUAAGUAUGCUUGUCCCGCGCAAGGUUUUCAUGUUAGGGUUUGAAUUUUAGGUUUCACGUGCUUCCCGUGUAGUUUGUACCCAUCUCU